ACGCACCUGUAUGAUUAGGAGUCUUUCCAAGCCUAAUUUUAUUGUGAUUUUUUUUUUUUUAACCACAGUUCAACGCCAAAAAGGAUUUUUUUGCUGGGUCGUUGUACGACAGAAUCUCAGUUGAACUUGUAAGGCUCGAACAAUGGAACUAUAUGAGAUAAAGUCUUCAGCUUCGCUCAUGUAUGAUGGCUUCAUCCAGAAUGCAGACUCUCGUACGGAGGACUGGCUUCUCAUGUCGUCUCCGGUCAUGCAGAGCGUCAUCAUCAUGGCGUACAUCUUCUUCGUCAUGUCGCUGGGGCCUCGCAUCAUGGAGAACCGCAAAGCCUUUGACCUCAAGGGGGUUCUGGUGGUGUACAACUUCAGCGUGGUGGCGCUGUCGCUCUACAUGUGCUAUGAGUUUGUCAUGUCGGGAUGGGGAACGGGAUAUUCCUUCCAUUGUGACCUCGUCGACUACUCUGACUCGCCGCAAGCUAUGAGGAUGGCGGCAACGUGCUGGCUGUACUACUUCUCCAAGUUCAUUGAGAUGUUGGACACGAUUUUCUUUGUGCUGAGGAAGAAAAACAACCAGGUGACAUUUCUUCACGUGUACCAUCAUUCCAUCAUGCCGUUUACCUGGUGGUUUGGCGUUCGCUUUGCCGCAGGUACCGCAAUCUCCCACCUUGAAGUCUUCUUUUCCAUUUCUGCAGUUUUUCACAAUAUGCUUCACCCCCAAGGUGGUAUGGGGACUUUCCAUGCACUGCUCAACUGCGUUGUCCAUGUCAUCAUGUACUCUUACUACGGCCUGACCGCCCUGGGCCCCAAUUACCAGAAGUACCUGUGGUGGAAGAAAUACCUGACCACCAUUCAGCUAAUCCAGUUUGUCAUGGUGACCACGCACAUCUCGCAGUACUUCUUCAUGCGGGACUGCCCCUACCAGUUCCCCAUCUUCAUCUACAUCAUUGGUCUGUACGGCCUCAUCUUCCUCUUCCUCUUCCUCAACUUCUGGUACCACGCCUACACCAAAGGCAAGCGGCUGCCCAAAGUGCUGCAGGCCCAGACGUGGGCCCACCAUACAAACGGCGUCAUGAACGGCAACGCCAACCACGACAAAGACAAAUAACCGGCAAGCCUGGCACGGAGCCAUUUUGUGGCGGACUGCGCUUUGUUCAGAUUUAGUGUUUUUCUACUGGCAAAAAAAAAGACAAUCUUUAAAUUAUGACCAAAGUUAUAUUUAACCCAGCGAAGGGAUUAUUUUGUUGUUGUGUAUCUUAAUGUUAUGCCUUGACUGUUAAGUGUCACGGGGGAAAGAAACCAACCAUACUAUGUAGGGCUUUGCCUAUGGCAUGACUGAGACUCCAUGACCCUGCCCUAUGCAGUGCCCCUCCUAAAAAUGCCUUAAGUGAUGGGUGGGACUCGGGUUUUUGUUUUUGGCCCCCCCGCCCCCUUUCUCAGUGGUUCACUAUAAAAGCUUAAUGUCACGUUGCUUUAAUAGCAGCUCCAAGGCUAUUUUAAUGGUCACAUGCAUGCAGAACAGGGUGUUUAUUUUCAAUUUCAUUUCACACCUCGCCACUUGGAGUCACAAUUCCUGAUGAUACCGGUCCAGAGAAAUGUUCUCAUGAAGCGUGACCCAUUUAUUCCUGGGGAAAAAAGCUAGGAGGCGUUGUCCUGGACCACCAGGGCAUUCUUAUUGGGUGAGGGGGAAAAAAAAAAUGUGCACAGCAGCAAUGUCUUUGGAUCGGUGACUGGAGUGUGUCGUGAUGAUCUUAAAGCGCCAAAGUGAAUGGAAUUGCGCUCCGGUGGUGGAGGGGAGGAUACGAAUACAAGCUGGCUAGUGGUGUGGAACAGAGAAGAGGUUGACAGAUCGAAUGAUGCAGUUCCUGUUAAGGUCUAAUAGCCUGCUCUCAAUGUAAUUGUUACCCAUUUAUGAAUAAUGUGCUUUUUGAAAAGUUGUUUCUAUUGUUUUAUAUGUAUAAUAAAUGUUGACGAUAUACUUGA
Molecule: messenger RNA, 1974 nt
Organism: Hippocampus comes (tiger tail seahorse)
Lineage: Eukaryota; Metazoa; Chordata; Actinopteri; Syngnathiformes; Syngnathidae
Gene: elovl7a
Product: ELOVL fatty acid elongase 7a
Exons: 7
Coding region: 143-1099 (318 amino acids)
Biological process (GO): fatty acid elongation, saturated fatty acid; sphingolipid biosynthetic process; very long-chain fatty acid biosynthetic process
Cellular component (GO): endoplasmic reticulum membrane; endoplasmic reticulum
Molecular function (GO): fatty acid elongase activity
Source: RefSeq, a predicted model, not a curated record